CAGUCCACCUAUCGGUGCGCCGUCACCAUUCUCUCUGUCUUUUGGCUCACCUUCCUCUCGCGGCGGAUCAAGAUUCAUUGCACAGGAUUCUUCAGAACUGCGAGAUGGAUGUCCGAAUAGUCCUGAUAUUCCCAGUCUGUGUGUUUCUCUUCAAUCUAUUUGCGGGUGGAACCUGCUCAGAGGCAGAACACAAGCUGUUCUCUGUGAUCUUCUCAAACUACAACCAGUACAUACGGCCGGUGGAGAAUGUGUCAGACCCAGUUGUUGUACAGUUCGAGGUGUCCAUGUCACAGCUGGUGAAAGUGGAUGAACUUAACCAGAUCAUGGAGACCAACCUUUGGCUCAGACAUAUCUGGAAGGACUACAAACUGAAAUGGAACCCCAAAGAGUUUGGCGGUGUUGAGUUCAUCCGGGUGCCGUCCAACCGAAUCUGGAAGCCAGACAUCGUGCUGUACAACAAUGCUGUUGGGGACUUCCAGGUGGAUGACAAAACCAAAGCUCUGCUGCGCUACAACGGAGAGGUCACCUGGAUCCCUCCUGCUAUUUUCAAGAGCUCAUGCAAGAUCGACGUCACCUACUUCCCCUUCGACUACCAGAACUGCACCAUGAAGUUCGGCUCGUGGACCUACGACAAAGCAAAGAUCGACCUGGUCCUGAUCGGCACAACAAUUAACCUGCGGGACUUUUGGGAGAGCGGCGAGUGGGUGAUCAUCGACGCGCCGGGCUACAAGCACGACAUCAAGUACAACUGCUGCGAGGAGAUCUACACGGACAUCACGUACUCGCUGUACAUCCGUCGGCUGCCGCUCUUCUAUACCAUCAACAUGAUCAUCCCGUGUCUUCUCAUCUCCUUCCUCACCGUGCUGGUCUUCUACCUGCCGUCCGACUGCGGCGAGAAGGUCACGCUCUGCAUCUCCGUGCUUCUCUCGCUGACCGUCUUCCUGCUGGUCAUCACCGAGACCAUCCCGUCCACGUCACUAGUCAUCCCGCUCAUCGGCGAGUACCUGCUCUUCACCAUGAUCUUCGUCACGCUCUCCAUCGUCAUCACCGUCUUCGUGCUCAACGUUCACUACCGCACGCCCAAGACGCACACCAUGCCGCAGUGGGUGCGCGGCGUCUUCCUGGGCGUGCUGCCGCGCGUCAUGUUCAUGACCCGGCCAGAGCGCAACCCGCAGCGCUUCAGCAGCCAGCAAGGUCACUUCCUGCCGCCCGCCCCUCUCCCGCCCCCACCUUACCCUUGCACCCUGCACUCCUCAUCCGCCUCCUCCUCCGCCGCCUCCUCCACCCUCAAUCCCUCCUUCCUCCAGCAUCAACAACAACAACAACAACAACAACAGCAGCAGCAGCUGAAGCAGAUGACCCUGCCGGCCAGCCUGCCCCCACGGCAACGCCUCUUCCUGAACACGGAGCUGUCCACGCUGCAUGGGCCCGGCGGAGGCAGCCUCUCCCUCAACGCCGACUCCACCACGCUCCUGUGCCGCGAGGGACGCUGCGGCUGCAGUUGCUGCUGGCAACAGAGAUCAAGUAAUCUGCCAGCCAAUGGAAGAGGGGGCGCCGCCGGAGGAGUGGGCCAGGACAGCCUGGGUACGGUCAGCGGAGGCCUCGGUUUGGGCGUUGGGCCCAGGGCGGCGGUGGCAGGAAGCCCCUGCUCGAGUUCAGAGUCGCUGGAUGUCGGGGUUCUGACCCUGUCAACCCUCUCGCCCGAGGUCAGGGAGGCCAUUGAGAGUGUGAAGUAUAUCGCCGAGAACAUGAGGCUUCAGAACGAGGCCAAGGAGGUUCAGGACGACUGGAAGUACGUUGCCAUGGUGAUUGACAGGAUAUUCCUGUGGGUGUUCAUCCUGGUGUGCAUUCUGGGAACGGCAGGUCUCUUCCUCCAGCCCCUGCUCCUUGGGGAUGACAUUGGACCACCCUGACCAGAUCACACCAGACCAGACCUGAUGCUUUCUCUCUCUCUCUCUCUCUACAUCCGAGCCAAAGCCAUACGCUUGCACUGCUUUACGGAGCACAGGCCAACCUCGUCACCGCACUGAUCCAGAAUCAGUUGGGUUUUUACUUACUUUACUUAACAGCCCUGGUUGAGUCUCAGUGGUGUCUUACAGCAACAGCAAGUGCGAUGGACUGAAGGAGUAAGACUGCAUUUGAAAGUAUAAAUGCAGUCACAUAGCAGAGGAGGUUUUGAAAACCUCAUGGGACGGGACUACCUGUUGCCUUUUUUUUCUUCUUAGUCACUCUGCUUUGUAAAGCUGCAAAGAUUCAUGAAACAGGAGUGCCUCCAUCAAACUGCUGCCAAUGGAAGAGGUAGAUGGAGGCUUAGAGCUAAAAGUGCACUGCACACUGUCCUCUAUUCAUGGUACAGCUAAUAUUUGUGUCUACAAUUUUAUCUGUCUGUAUGAUUGCAUUUAUGUGUGGUAAGCCAUUGUGAACUUUUCUGUCCAUUGAAAUAAUCAUUUGUAAAGGGUACAUGCAACAUUGAAGAUCAUCAAAAGUAUGAUGUUUUUAAGAAUUUAUGGAUGUAGUGGCUCUUAUAAACUGCAUUUCACAUGCAGGUGGCCUUGAACCAGUAUAAACGAAUACAAACAACAAAUUCACAAGAAGUGAACAUCAU
Molecule: messenger RNA, 2605 nt
Organism: Alosa sapidissima (American shad)
Lineage: Eukaryota; Metazoa; Chordata; Actinopteri; Clupeiformes; Clupeidae
Gene: chrna3
Product: cholinergic receptor, nicotinic, alpha 3
Exons: 6
Coding region: 105-1913 (602 amino acids)
Biological process (GO): nervous system process; monoatomic ion transmembrane transport; signal transduction
Cellular component (GO): postsynaptic membrane; synapse; neuron projection
Molecular function (GO): transmembrane signaling receptor activity; acetylcholine-gated monoatomic cation-selective channel activity
Source: RefSeq, a predicted model, not a curated record